CCCCUCAAUAAUUAAAAAACUAAUUUUUAAAAAUAUUUUUCCACUCAAUUGUACUCCACAAAACUCCUACCGCACCCUAGACCCCUCGAAGGACCCAAAAUCCCCCGAAAAAUCUCCACCAUCUCCAGCCUCUCUUUCCCAAAAUGACCUCCCCAAAAUCCAUGAAAUAAUACUCUCAGUUGAUCCCCAAUAACUGACCGUAUCCGUAAGCUGGCACCUACCACUCCGCCGACGGUAUGUCUGUCUCACACUAAUGGGCUCCCUCUCUCUCGCUCUCCUAUGCGGCAACGCAGUGGGAGCGCUAUCCCCCGACUGAGCCCGCACCCGUCCCCUUCCCUCCCACCCACUAUCCCCCACCACUCGCGUGCGGCGCGCGGCGCUGUUCGUGUCGUGCGGCGCUGAGCGCUUCAGUACUCGUCGGAGCUCCGUUGGAGUUUCCUCGUAACGUUAUCCCGUCCCACAACGAGUCUCCGUCUUCGUUGUUUCAGUCUCCACCCCUCCUCCCCCCCCCGUCCCACCGACCAGUCGAACCAACAAAAGUGUAAAACAACAACGAAAACAUCUCAAAGGAUUUAAAAAAAUAAGUUGUCGAGUGAUAAAUUAAAUGUGAAAAAAGGAAAAACGUUGAGUUUAGUCAGUUUCAACGUCGACGUGGGAUACAAUCGUUGGAAUUUUCAACGGAAUUGUUUUACGUUGUUUCCAUCACGAUUCAGUGACGUGUCAUAAUCAAUAAAUCAUCAGUGAUAAUUGGGUGUGAUGAGUGGAGUAAUGAAAAAGUGAAAAAGUGAAAUUUUGGAGAAAAUUUUUUUUUUUUGACUUCGAGUGAUAAUUUUUUUGGUGGUGAUUAACAAUGAUAAUGGAGAAGGCCCAGUUGUUGGGUUAAGUAGGUUAUUUCAUUAGUGUACGUUGUCCUUGGCGAAUGCCCGAUACAACAAGGGGCAUUACAACCAUCGGACGGCCCAGUUUUAACCGACGCACACAUUUACGUAACGAUAAUUCAUCGAUUAAUUUUGUUAUCGUCGAGAGUCGUCAGUGGAAAAUUGGGAAUUUUUUUUUUUAGUGUAAGGCCCAACGACUCUGGUCGAGUGGGGGGAGGGGGAGUGAGGGAGAGAGAGAGUGUGAGGGGCCCCGACGACUGCAGUUGUCGAUCGUUUUGGGACCAGUGUGUUAGUUUGAUUUUUUUUUGGAAAUAAUUUUUUUUUUUUUUGGGCCUUAUGGUAAGGCCCAGUGGUUAAUGCUCAUCCGGAGUAUGGUGACGCAUUGAAUGUACCUGUGAUCGAUAUCCAGCGGUGGUAAAUUAUGUGAUUUUUGGGCCUUAUCCUGUGAAUCUUUUGGUUUUUCAAGACGAAAAGGUAACGGCGACUCGUCGAGUGAAAGUUAUAUCGGUGGGAGUUUUACGAAUGGGAUUGGAUACCCUGGAAUUGAUUAAUUCAUAUUGUUAGAUUAUUUUGGUGGUGUGGAGUGGGUGAGCAGUGAAUUUGUGAGGUGAAGUGAUGAAAAAUUUUUUUUUGUGAUAAAGUUACGCAUUUUUGGAUUUAUUUGUAUUGGAUACUGGAGUUUUUUCACUGGUGUGGAACGACGAUUUGGUAAUUGCUGAGUUUAGAAUGCAGAGACCAGGCCGAGAAAGUUUGGUGGUGGAGGUUGGGCAAAUACGCCCCAUAAGCACGGCCGGCUAAUAGCUCCGGCACAGUACAGGCCCACCCCCGACACCCCGCAGCCAGACACCAGAUUUUCCGUCGGCGUGACAUGGAUGUGAGUUUCACGAACGUGUUGGAGGGGGCCCGACAGUACUUUCAGGGACUGCCAGCACCAAGUACAGCAUCACAAUCGGACAAUCGUAUAUACGAUGAGCAGCCGACGUUACCCCAGACAUCGGAAAAUUCACCAGCGAUUGAUUCACGACCCGAAUCAAGGUACAACGAUACAAGUAAGAUCGAUAAUUCUCGUGAUGACAAUUCGAUUUCCGAUUCUUACUGGAGUACAAGUAAUGAAUUACGUACCAUCGAGCCGUAUCCCCCCCAGCCGACGCGCGUCGAGGUGCCCGACACGAGGCCGGACGAGACUGGCGAUCGUUCAGGCAGUCCCACCACAAGCCUGACGGAAAUGCAACCGCCAAGCAGGCCCCAAUCAACAAACCGUCAGCUGACGGAACAUCACCGUAACCCAUCCCCCAAGUCCCACUCACCACCGCCGGUCUAUCAACAAUUAUCGAGUGUAACAAGGCCCACGUCGUAUCGUUCAACGACGGACAUGUUGAACACGACGAAUCACACGACGUAUCAAUCCACUGAACGUCCACCAGGUGCACCAGUAGCUCAGCGACCCCAGUAUUACCCCCGCUAUCAUCAUCCGGACAUAACGAAAAGUGCCCCAGUCCCAUUCUCCCAGAAUUCCAUCUAUCAGGCCCCAACACCCCAGACGAGCAUCAACCCCACCACCACCGGGUCAUCAAGAGCCAAUUCCCUCGAGGAUAAUGGACGCGGUUCACAGCUGGACACGUCCCACACGGUACCAUCGACGAGUACAUCCGUCUACUCGACGGGCGGUUAUCGUCCGCCGACGGCGGGUCGUCCACCAGAUCCAAUGCAUUCCUCAUCAUCGACAUCUUCCAAUUCAAAUCCCUGCAGUCCUCGACAUGCCCAGACGAGCCACAUUCCCGCACCCCACAGUCAUCCUGGACACAUUCCGUCACCACAUCUGCCAGUACCAUCAGCCGUUCCCCCAUCAUCACUAUCAUCAUCGCAUACCUUAUCAGUAACGGGUCAGCACACUAGUCGACUAACUCCAACCCAUCAGACUCCAUAUGGAAAUAGGGUUGGAGUACCCUACACUGGUGCUAAUCACAAUCAGCAGAUGCUACCACCACCAUCACCGAGUUAUAGUCUCAGUGGUGGUCACGACUCCACAAGCCGCCCUGGUACCUCACCCCAGAGACAAUCACCGCAUGUAGCGGUGCACACUAGCCACUCCCUAUCCCCCCAUCAUCCCUCACCCUCACCCCACAACACCCCGAACUUUCAACCCCACUCCCCGACGUAUCCCCCACCCCCACUGCCACCGCGUUCCUCGUCGAAUCCUUACGCACUACCGCCGACAUCCCACCAACAUCGUACCGUGUAUCCAAGUGGUUAUCCCCAGUCUUCUUAUCAUUCCUACCAAAAAACCAAUCAGGGAUAUCCACAGACGUCGAGAUCGUACCCCCAGGUACCCGUUACUGGGCCAACACCGGCGCCAUCACUGACGCCGACAUCGGCUAGUCCGACGAACGAUGUGAACGGGAGCUAUACGAACUCAACGAAUAAAUUAACGUAUGAUGGUGGUGAGACAAAGGGGCCCUCAGUCCCCGUGAGUCAGUCGAAUUCAUUCAGCGGUUACCGACUGCCGGUAACCGCCGCGAGGAAUGCUAAUACGCACAAUUUGCCGAUCACGGCCGUUUCCUCGUAUCAUUCUAAUCGAAAUUCGAGGGAUGCCAUGGGUAAGGCCCAAGCCCUACCCAGACAGAGGCCAUCCAACAACUCAAUUACAGUACCUUCAGUUCCUACAUUACCGCGUGCCGCGGAAUUUAGUCCAAUGACAUCGACAAUCGAUGAACGAUUGUCGGUAGCUACAAGUGCAACAUCUAAUUACUCGUAUUCAGGUCAGCAUAAUUAUCGUUCAUAUGCUACGACAGUGGCGCCAAGCCAUCACAGCAGCUCUUCCACAACAACAGCGACGGCAAUCGUCAAUGACACAAGACCAACACAACCGUAUCCUGUGACAGUUCACUCGCGUUCGUCUUCCGAUUCAAGUCGAUCGUCACUACUCCAACGUAUCGACAACUACAACUACAAAGACUAUUCCUACACAACUCCGUCGAGUCAGCCGAUGCCCAGGGUAACACCCUCCCCACCCCCUCAGGCUAACGGUCACCCCCUGAGAAAGCGCGAAUCACCCCUCGAUCUAUCCGUGAAGACAGUUAAGAGCUCGGCGGAUUCGACGGCGCGCGACGAUCUCGAGGUGUCGGGUGAUAAGCAGGUGAGUAGCUCCAGUAUCCUCAACUCCAGACGAAUGCUCCCACCGGCCCAAUCAGCCGGAGGCUACGCUAAUUACGAGAGGAACGCUAACGGACGGAAUUCCGUGCCGACACUGAGGCCAUCAACACCCCAGAUGCCGGUCUGCGCGCCGAAGGUUGACUUCCUCCCCGACUUCAACUCAACCCCAUUGAGACACCAUCACCCGAGUCACCCGAAUCAUCAACCGGAGGGUGACCUACGAAGGGCCUCAUCGCAGUUUCACGUCCCACCCCAGCAUCAGAAUGUGAUAUCAAGCGGUCCAUUACCCCGUAUGUCCACCUUCAAGAAGAGCUCCCUUCCGUCGACGCCAUUGUACGACGGAAAGUCCGGGCUGACGUCGUACCCUGGCCUGACGGAAGCUGGAAGGGCCGCCAUGAGGUACCCAGCUGAUCCAGCCCGAUCGCAAGUCCCAACAUCCUAUCCGUCGGAGGUGAGUAAGUACUACCCUGACGGUCGUGGUAAACUCCCGACGAAACGACCUGGGGAGUCGCUGUACCUGACGGGGGGAAGUGGACCCAGCAAACAUCCUCGCAUCGACCAUUGGAAGCUGGCCAUUGACAAGGAGAUCCAGCAACGGCUGACUGCCGCCCAAAUUCUCCGCGAACAGCAGCAGAAACGUCAAGAGAACACUCAACCCACAUCGAUGAGCAACGGCACCCUGACGACCCCCUCCUACCCCCCGAGGACUGACAACUCCGGACGUUAUCUCUCCGCAUUCUGUGAUAAGCGAAACUACCCGGAAGCGAAGAUUCCGACCGUUCCCUACAUCCAACCCCAUCAGAAAUCCGGUUCCCAGGUGUCGGUUCAUCAGCCGACGUCAGCCAACCCGACGUACGCCCCAGGGUAUCGUCCGGGUCAGCGACCGACGUAUUCACCCCUCGAUCUGCCCAGCAACACCGGCGCCGACAAGCGCGUCCUCAGUCUUCUUCGGAAUAGUCUGGAGAACAAGCAGCAGAGGGAGGAGCAGAUGAACAGCCAGCAGCCGAUCCUCGUCAAUCACAGCCACCAGAGCUUUCAGAAUAAAGUCGUUGCGCCAGUUGAACCGAAGACGAACAUCGGCAGACACAAUUUAUCACCGUUUACAGCCGCCAGUUUACUGGAACGAAACAGCAACACCCCACCCCAUUACAAGUUCCACGUUCCCCGUGCGGUGGACUCCAUCACCCAGGAGACACCUAGAAGUCUCUACGGCUCGCGUGUCAACUCGUCAGCGACGUUACCCGCGGGUAAAGAAGCGCUACUCGGACCACGUGAUGAUAAUCAGAUUCACCGGGACAAGGACGAGAGUCUGGCGGCCAUGAUUGCAGCGAAAAUCCGAACGAAAGCGGAAUUGAAACAAGUGGGAACUGGACAGAUGUCCGCCAAGUCAGUUCUGGGCGUGUCUCAGGAUCCCCAUGACCUUGAACGUGCGGCAUCCACGUCGACGCCACAAUCCGUCGCGUCGUCGGCGGGAAGUCCGCCGAAGUUGACGCGUGAGAAGACGUCGUGUCUUCCGUCACGAAGACGAUUGUUCUCCAGAUCUGACGAGGAUAAUCUUCCCGUCGCGGCGACGAUACCGAUUCCCGCGGCUAUCGCACCAGCUGCGUCAGUCGUAUCAAGAAACAGCGGCUUCCGUAGUUCCUCGGAGACGUCGGUCUUCGACUUCCGGGAGAGUGAUUCCGAGACGGAGAUGCCGGUGCUCGAGAGACAGACGUUGGAGGAGAUGCGACGUGAUCGAAAACAACUGUCCAAAGUCCAGCCCCCAGUUCCCCUCAACGACGCGAUGUCGUUGGGGAUAGGAUCGACGGAUCUCGUGAAGAUCGAGCUGAAGGAAAACGAUAAGAUCACGGAGCUCGAUCCGUUCUGGACGACGACGUGUGAUAAAUUUAUGGAGCAGUUGAGAUCUGGCGAGAGCUGCAAGAAACGCGGGAGGAGGAAGAAAGCGGAUGACCUUGAGGACGACAGCGGUGAGGGACAUUCGCGGGAGAUGGAGAUCAGACCCGAGGACAUCAAGAAGGAGAUGAACGACGAGGAGUCGUCGGGUACAAAGCCCGAUGACGACGUUAAAGAGACUGAACCAACGAAACGUGAGUCUGAAUGUUCCUUGACGCCUGAUCCGUCGAUUAAGACAGAAAAACCUGACGAGGCAGAUGGGCCUGACGAGGCGUCUGACGACGACUCCGACGAACUUCCUCUCAUCAAACGCACGUCGAAGAAGAAGAAACCGGAGGCGGACAGCGACGAUGACGACGUCAUUCCCAGCAAGCGAUCGAUGAGACGAGGGAGUAGGAUAAAACUCGCGUCGUCAAGCGAGAGUUCGUCAUCAAGUGGUGAAGACACCGACGGUAGUGAUGAGUUUGGUGGUACGUCGGUGGCCCAUCGGCUGCGGAAUCGCAAACGAUCGGGGGCGGGUGAAGCGGAGGGGAUGAAGCUUCGAUCGCGGGAAAUGAGGCCCCAGAUGACGAAGGAGAAGGACAAGUCCCCGAAAUCGAAUGCUGUCCAGAAGCCGAAGCCAAAGCCACUCUUCGGAGAUGGAAGUGACUUCAGGCCUGGGUGGGAGGAGGAGGUUUACGUCUACAAGAAGUCCUUGAGGAUGCCACCGCGUCUCAUCAACGUUUCCAAGCCCUCCAGGUUCCAUCGUCUGUCGACGUCACUUCCUGAUCUAGACCCUGGCUCACCCGCCCUGUCCGUCUCCCUGGAUAGCAGUGACGUCUGCCUCCAGAAACGCUCCAACGACAGCGACGUCGACUCCAACUACAGUUUCAGUCCUGGAAUCGGUAAGAUCGAUGAUGAAGAGGCGACUUCCUCGACGACGAUGUCCGUACCCUUGAAGACGACCCGCGUCCGUCGAUCGGAAUCGAAUUCCAUCGUCGAUCUCCUCGCGCGGAAGGUGGGCGGCAGCAAGAAGGAUCAGAAGAAGAAGUCGAAGGACAUGAAGUCCAGCAGUAAAAUCCUACCAAAAGGUAGCAACGAACCCGAACUACUACCCACCCCCAGUCUGAUCCCUCUGAUGGUAAGUGAACCGCCGAAAACCCCCGGGAAAUCACCCGCGAAGAACAACAAGACGUUGAAACCCAUCGACGUGACGGAGUCGUAUCUCCUCGGUUACUUCCGGAAGGAGACGGUCAACAACUUCCGUGACACCUUCAAGAACAAUCACGCGCUGCCUAAUGAAUUCUCGACGUUCGUCCUGAAGACGAGAACGAGAACUGAGACGCGAGUGCUGAAGAAGCAGGCGACGAUCAGGGAAGUCUUCGGUGAAGAUCGGCCAGCGUCAGCUCCGCCGAUGCAGAAUCACGCGGGUGAUACGUCUCAGGAUGACGACUCGCAGACGGAGACGAAGGAGAGUGUGGUGGGUAGGACGAAGUCCUUGAAGCACAAGGUCGUGUCGAGGCUGAGGAACGUGGGGAUCCUGAGGAGUCACAAAGCUGUUAUGAAUUCUAAGCGACAUCUGCUGACGGUCCAGAGGCGGAACCUGAUGAAGUCACUGGCGGAGAAGAAGAUCAAGACCAUCAAGAAGGAGGUGAAGCAGGAAGUCGUGGAGGAUGGAGAGCCCGAGGAGGUGAACGAGGGGAAUAGCGAGGGGGUUGAGAAUCAGGGGAAGAAGAAGCUGAGGCUCAGGACGGGGAGGAGAAAAUUCCGAUCGGGAUUCGAUUACAUCAGGAAGAAGAAGAAGCCCAUGAAGAAGGAAGAUGGCGCGCCGAAGGAGCGAAAACGACAACUUCCGGUGAGGCCCAAUGCCGAAUCCGUCGCCGACAUUCAGACGGAGAUCAGGACGUGGGUUAUCAAGAAGGGGGUGGGGGAGACGGUUCUCCAUCGUGCGGCUAGGCUAGGGUAUACGGAUGUGGCUGCUUACUGCCUGGAGAAACUGAACAGUCCGCCAAGUCCCAAGGACAACGCUGGGUAUACACCACUUCAUGAGGCAUGUUCACGAGGUCAUCUGCAGAUCGCUAAACUCCUGCUGUCGUAUGGGGCCAACGUCAGUGAGAGCGCCAACGGCGGCAUAAGGCCCCUUCACGAAGCCGCGGAAAAUGGUGCUACCGAACUUGUACGACUACUUCUGUCGUACGGUGCUGAUCCGGUGCUGGCAACUUACUCGGGGCAGACACCCCUCAUGUUGGCAGUUGAUACUGAUGCUUAUUCCAUCAUCGAGCAGCAUUUGGAUGAUGUGCAAGGACGAUCCAGCAUUCCUUGGAGCUUCUCUGGGCCUUGUUCCAUAUUUGAUGACGAUGAAACUGGGUAUGAUGCCCUUCUCGAGGCACCAUCGCCGACCCCCGAAUCCGAACCCGAGGAACUGGAGGUGGAAAUGAGCGAGGUAAACCUACCUGUACUGUUCACCCUCACCAACGAUCCCGACAAAUGGGUCCUACUCCAGGAUUUAAUGUCGGCGGUGCGGGUUAAGAGCCGUGAUGCCCUUCUACGUCAAAUUAAUCCAAAAGCACCAGCUGGACCACCAGUUGUUGCUCAUCGUGAUGUCAUGAGAGAAUUGAAACUUCAUGAUUUUUUGGAGCAGUCCAGGUGCUGCCAUCUGUUGAGCGCUGGUGAACGUAUCAAUGUUCGUGCGUCGAAGGUAACACUUAUUAAGUACAAUGAUAAGGUUAGGUCACUGUUGAAUGUUGAGAGGAUUGUUAUAAAUCUGAGGUGACAUGAGGCGCCACUGGAGGGUGACUUCGGCCAUCGUCGGGUGACCGACGAGCGGCUGUCGGGCCCCCAGUCAGCGCCAUCUACGUCGGUUAAUUCGAGGACUAGGGGAAUUAAGGAGGGGAAGAGUGGAAGGGGAACGAAGCGAGAGAGGUUGAGGAAGAAAAAUUUAUUGAGCGGGAAAAAUUGAGGAUUUUGAGGGGGGAGGGGGAUUUUGGGCCCGUUGAGGUAAAUUGAGAGGGGGGAGGGACUUUUUGGGCAUCAUGGGGUGAAUUAAUUUUUGAGGAGAUUCGAGGUUUUUAGGGGUUGGUUAAGUUGGAAAAUUUGGGCCCGUUUUUUUGGAAAUUUUGGGUCCGUUUUUUGGAAAUUUUGGGUCCGUUUUUGAUGAAUUUGGGUCAGUUUUGGAAUCAUUUGGGCCAGUUUUUGAAACAUUUGGGUCAGUUUUGGAUAUAUUUGGGUCAGUUUUUGAAAAUUUUGGGUCAGUUUCCAAAAAUUUUGGGCCAGUUUUUCAAAAAUUUGUUGAAAAACGAUUUGCCUGAGUUUUUAAGUGAUAAAUAGAAUAAAUUUCGAUAGAUUUUAAUGAAAAUUUUUGUUUUUGAUAGUUUUUUGACCCCAAAAAGGCCCAAAAUUUCCCAAAAAUCUCUCUCGCUUCGACCAAUCGUGAUGGAGAGACUCGAUACAAUUGCAAUUAUCAGAAUUUCAAGGGGAUAAUGAAAACUAAGCAGCGACCUGUGACAUUAAAUUAGUUAAAUAAUUAUUCAAGUGUAAUAAUCCUAGAUAAUAUUUUAUUAAAUAAAACUGCCGUCUCAGAGCGGAGAAUUAAUGAAUUUUAAAUUUUAAAAAACGCUUUUAAUAGAUGAAAAACUGCCGCUAUGACAAUAGUAUGUGGGUACGUCUUCGUAAAAUAAAUUCGCAAUUUUUUAAAAUCCACGAGAAUAAUUAAUUAUCAUUAGCAAAAUGCAAUUAGUUAGUUUCCUUAAUUUGUUGAGUGUUGUUGAAGGCCCAAAAUAACGGAAUACUCUUGUUCGACGAUGAGAAUUAUCGAAUUAAUGAAUCUAAUAAUUAAUCGAUUGGACUGAAACGAGAUAAUUUUGCAAUUCAGUUAUUAACGUUAUUUGUUUAUUAAAAAAUGUCUCGAAGUGGGGGUUGACAACGUUUUUGUAAACAAUGAGAUAAGUUUCUGUAAAAACUCGAAGACAAAAAUCCUGUACAAUAAACAAUUUCAUUUGUUGUUAAA
Molecule: messenger RNA, 9909 nt
Organism: Diachasmimorpha longicaudata
Lineage: Eukaryota; Metazoa; Arthropoda; Insecta; Hymenoptera; Braconidae
Product: mucin-12
Exons: 7
Coding region: 1747-8676 (2309 amino acids)
Biological process (GO): negative regulation of transcription by RNA polymerase II
Cellular component (GO): nucleus
Molecular function (GO): protein binding; transcription corepressor activity
Source: RefSeq, a predicted model, not a curated record